ACAACGUUCGUUUAAAAGGCUUAUUAAGGUUGUGGAAAAUGGCCUGCCAUCAACUAAAGUACUCAGUACUGUGCGUGUUCCUUCUGUUUCAAAGCACAUUCCAACAAAAUGUAUCUCUACAAAUGUUAAAGGAAAUUGAUAGAUACACUCCCGAUAACUAUGUACUAUCAUUGUUGAAUAUAGAGUUAAUUCUCUUUGAGAUCUAUGCCGCUAAGGCAAUCGAGAGUAGUAUUACAUUGGAAAGGAACUUGAUCACCGGCACAGGAGACCCCGAGGCAAGAAUGGAAAUCCAGAAAUGGGGCUUGAGAUAUAACAAAGCCUCGAGGGCCAAGUUCGAGAUGGCUAAUAAGGUGGCUGUGUCUCAGAGACUACCGUUAUCGAAAAAGUUACGUCUGAUAAACGAAUUGCUGCUAACGAGUGCCAAGAAGUAUGAUGUAGCAAAAGAUGUGAGACCCUCAAUAUCAAUGGACAAUUGGUUGUCCCCACAUUUGGAUGAUGUACUCGGCUCCUUUGUCCAAGCUAAGAAGACAAACGCGGCUGAAAACAUUGUAGCCCUCAGUGGAAUGUCAGUUACUCCCCGUUGGAGUACUCCUUUCCAAUCGCAGAUAAACAGAUAUUUUGUCAAGAAGCAUGGCACCGGAUAUGGCUCAAAAGACCCCUUAUGUGUGCCCAUGAUGCACUCCUUGGCCAUGUUUGAAACAAUGUCCACGGACGAGGCCAAAGGAAUAUACAUCCGAUUCUCUACGGCAAACAUGGGUAUGUUGAUCCUUCUGCCAAGAAAAGGAGUCAGCUGCAAGGACAUUUUAGACAACUUGAGCAACCAGGUCAACGUGGAAAUGAACGAUCCCAAGCAUAUUCACUUGAUACUGCCCAUAUUCAAGGAGAAGUUUGACUACAAUAUAGCUAAAUUCCUCAAUGGAAUUAAUAUUUACGACGCGUUUAAAGAUUCCGGGUUUAGUUCGAAACCCAACAUAAAAAUCAAUGAUUUUAGAGUCAACCAUGGUGUACAAUUUGAACCCACCCAACGUUUAAAUGUAGUUGAGGAUAUUGAUACUCAAAAUGCCCAAACGUUUGAAGUAAAUCGCGCAUUUGUGUUUGUCAUAAAGGAUAGUGACUUCGUGUACGCAGUUGGUCGAGUUGAAAACCUAGAUGGACUGACUCACAAAGUGAAUUGCUCAAAGAAAUCCGAUGAUCUUAAUUCAUAAAAAGUUUGUUUAAUAUCGAUGCAUUAAUAACAUGGUUGAAGCUUAAUACAAAGGCAAAAUAUAUAAAAUAGUUCUAGAAACAA
Messenger RNA from Drosophila yakuba, 1288 nucleotides. RefSeq names its product accessory gland protein Acp76A (gene Acp76A). The record is from RefSeq and is a predicted model, not a curated record. Gene Ontology annotation, molecular function: serine-type endopeptidase inhibitor activity. The transcript is spliced from 2 exons. Bases 39 to 1205 code for a protein of 388 amino acids. NCBI's taxonomy places the organism in Eukaryota, Metazoa, Arthropoda, Insecta, Diptera, Drosophilidae.